Messenger RNA from Racocetra fulgida, 241 nucleotides. NCBI's taxonomy places the organism in Eukaryota, Fungi, Glomeromycota, Glomeromycetes, Diversisporales, Gigasporaceae. The record is from the annotation of a GenBank genome assembly.
AGAACAAGAGUGGGCUUCUAAUAAGAUUUUAUAUAAAGACAUUAACAUUGAACACAAACAAGUCAAUUCUGAAGAUAAUUUAAUUAAUUGCAAUAAUUUAGAACUUAACAAUGCCAAUUCUAAUUCUAGACAAUAUAAAAAAUUUGUGAUCACAAUGGAAUAUUAUACUUAUUGUCUUCAAAUUUGGCCUUAUCAUAUAAAUAUACUUUUACAAACCAGAAAACUUUUCCAGCAAUUUUUA